This is a messenger RNA of Harpegnathos saltator (Jerdon's jumping ant), 1294 nucleotides long. Its product is annotated as Kv channel-interacting protein 1. Lineage: Eukaryota; Metazoa; Arthropoda; Insecta; Hymenoptera; Formicidae. Bases 17 to 496 code for a protein of 159 amino acids. The record is from RefSeq and is a predicted model, not a curated record. Gene Ontology annotation, molecular function: calcium ion binding. The transcript is spliced from 5 exons.
AGAUACGAAAAAAAGUAUGUUUUUCUUUUUCCAGGAGUGUCCUGAGGGAGUAGUGCACGAGGACUCGUUCAAGGACAUUUAUGCGAAAUUCUUCCCGCACGGCAACUCCAGUCUCUACGCCCACUACGUGUUCAAGGCCUUCGACGUUAAUUGCAACGGGGCCAUCAGCUUCAGGGACCUCCUCGUGACACUAUCGACUUUGCUGCGGGGCAGCAUUUACGAGAAAUUGAGAUGGACUUUCAAGCUGUACGAUAUAAAUGGCGAUGGCUGCAUCACCAGGAGCGAGCUAGGUGAAGUAGUGAUGGCAGUGCACGAGCUUAUGGGUAGGCGGCAUCACGCUGAGGAAGAGAGGAAAGCGAGGGAACAGCUGGAUAGGGUCUUCAAGAAACUGGAUCUCAACCAGGAUGGUGUUAUCACAAUUGAAGAGUUUAUCGAAAGUUGUUUGAAGGACGAAGUGAUCACACGGUCAUUGGCGAUGUUCGACUGCGCACUUUGAUCUCCGGCUAAAGACGAGCCUCCAGUAGUCACCACGACGCCGCCGACGCCGCUUUCGACGACGACAUUCUCGCAAUCCCUCUCUCCAUCGCCGCCGCUACCGUCCUAUUCUCUACUACCACCUAUCCCUCCACCCCUGCCCUCACAACCACCACCCGGGUAUACCGUCCAGGAUCAGGAACUUUAUCUGCUCCUAGCCGCUCACUGGUGGAAUCAACCCGAAGCGCCGCUCUUCUGCUAAGGGGCAAUGCAAUAACAACAAACGGAGGCACGAUGCGCAAGUUGUCGUUUUUAUCCUCGCCGGCCAAGAGACUAACAGAGCUUACUGGAGGCUCAUCUGUUUUAAGAACAACAAUACAAGGAAUAUCACGAGAUCGCUGCUUCGCCAGCAUUGGGAUUUUGAUUUUACGAUGGAACGCGAUGAUUUUGCAAUAUUUCGACAAAGCCGGAUAUAUUUCGGCAAUCGUGGAACCGAUAAUUGGCAUCAAUUUCUGGCAGAAAUUAAGCGGAUUUACACAAUCUGACGUCAUUGACGGAGCGGAUUUCAGUUUAAGAUCAACUUUAUUAAUAAAUGAGAUAAGUACACUUGCUUAUUAUUGCAAUUUCCCACAGUGCAGCAUCUGAGAAGACACGUUCGGAAAGAAACGACAGAAUGGUAUCGAUCUCUAUAAGCACGAAAGUAGUUCUACAAUGCAUCAUGAGAGAGAAGAUCCUGAAGAUGAGACACUGAAAUGUCAAGCUGAUUCAUAUCAAGUCGUAAUGUCAGGAAAUUCCAAAAUGACAACCACGGUAACAUCGA